GAGAAGAUUAGGGUUUAAACGCCGCCGUGUUCCGCCGGAUCGCCACCGUUGAAGUCAAGAUGCCGUCGCACAAGUCGUUCAUGAUUAAGAAGAAGCUAGGGAAGAAGAUGAGACAGAACAGGCCCAUUCCUAAUUGGAUCCGUCUCCGUACCGAUAACAGAAUCAGGUACAACGCUAAGCGUAGGCACUGGCGCCGUACCAAGCUAGGGUUCUAGAGCACUCCUCGAGUUCACUGCCGUGACUCAGAUUCGUCCGAGUUUCCUAAUUGCUUUUCUUGUAUCGGAAUUGUGGUCUUUGACCCCUAAAGUUUUAGUUUUUGUUAAGGAUUUUGUGGCUUUGCUAUGUUUGAAUCUUAGAACUUGCAUAGUGCAUGAUUAUGAAUUAUGAUAGUUGAAUCCUUUUUCCAACAAUUGGUCAUUCAUUUGACUCUGUUUCUUUCUACUCUAUUAGGAAACAUAUUCAAUAAGUAUAUGGCUAAAUU
Messenger RNA from Arabidopsis arenosa, 481 nucleotides. Lineage: Eukaryota; Viridiplantae; Streptophyta; Magnoliopsida; Brassicales; Brassicaceae. The record is from the annotation of a GenBank genome assembly.